Symbiodinium sp. CCMP2456 is the source of this 1743-nucleotide messenger RNA. Lineage: Eukaryota; Dinophyceae; Suessiales; Symbiodiniaceae. The record is from the annotation of a GenBank genome assembly.
AUGCCGCCAAAUCCGGAGCACACGCGGCAGCCAUGUGAGCCUGCGCCCAAACCUGUUCGCCCUAUGCUACCUUCGCCCCUCCUUGCGGACGCCGAGCCCAUCUUCUCACCGCGAAAGCAGUCGUUGAGCUCGGAUGACUUUGACGCAAUACUCCAGAGGCGGGACGCCGAGUUCCAAGAGCAACUGCGCUCGCAGCUGGAGGAAUGGAUGGGCAAGCUGCGCGACAUGAUGGAAUCAAGUCCAAUGGCCGUGUCUGCGCAGAAGAGCGCACCAAAGUGCGGCGGGAGCCCGAAGCAGAUCGCCGGAACUUCCUCCAAGAAGGUCGCUGUGACCGUGCGCGUCAGGACGGCAGAGCUUCCACAAGGAAGGGCUUCUGUUUCGACGCACCUGGACAACUUGGCGAGCAGCCAGUCGACCCAGCAGAUGGCGAUGCUGCACAAUGCUUCCUUCGUGAGCCACGCGACGCAGGAGUCGAAGAAGUUCUUUAAAGCGACCUGCCACUGCAAUCCACGGAGGAAGCCCGAGGAGAGCUAUCCCGGAUGCUUCCGCCGCUUCCUGCAGGAGUUUGUGAGCUCUGGCUGGUUUGAGGCGUUCUUUGCUGUCGUCAUCUUGACCAACUCUGUCUUCAUUGCGGUGCAAGUGGAAGCCGCGGCACAGAAUCCAGGAGUGGACAGCGUUGGCGGAUUUUUCGUCAUCGCUUCUAUCUAUACCUUUCUCUUUACCUUCGAGCUUCUGUUGCGAAUUCUGGCGUUCGGUUUCGGCAUUUUCUGUGGCGAGGACUGGAUGUGGAUGUUACUGGACCUUCUCGUUGUGUCGACGAGCCUGUUCGAAUUCAUCCUUGAGGUGAUGGUGCAAAACGAGACGGCGGCGGCAGACGGAGAGAACACUAACGUGUUCACGAACAUGCGCUUACUUCGAAUCCUACGCGUCGCGAAGAUCACGCGAGCCUUUCGCAUCGUUCGGCUCGUGCGCUUCAUCCGAUCCUUGAGGACACUUCUACUUUGUAUUGGGCGAACUCUUCGGGCCAUGGCAUGGUCUGCUGUUCUUCUGCUCUUGAUCAUCUUCUUGUUCGGCCUGAUCUUCACGGACAUUUGCACCGAGGCGCUGAACACAGAGCCGAGUGAGCUUCACCCGGACACGGAGAUCUUUCUCACGAAGCGCUGCAGCUCUUUAGAGGAGUCGAUGCAUACCUUGUUUGGCUCCAUCACCGGCGGUUUCACAUGGAUGGAGGCGCGUGACGCCUUUGCGGAGAUCUCGUGGCUAUUCGGUUGGCUUUUCGAAGUGUACAUUGCAUUCUGCAACUUCGCUGUGCUUAAUGUCAUGACUGGUGUGUUUUGUCAGUCAGCAAUCGAGUCUGCGGAAAAGGACCACGAGUUGAACCUGCAAAACGUUUCGGCAGAGAAGGAGAAAUACUUCCGUGCUGUCCGGCGGCUUUUCACCACCCUCGAUCAGAACUCCGAUGGAGGCAUCACUAAGAAUGAGUUUGAGCAAGCCUGGGACAAUCCUGUGUUGCAAACGGUCUUCGACGCGCUGGAGAUCAGUGCCUUGAACACGAGAACCUUGAAAGGCGCCUCAGAUGCCUGGCAGCUCUUUACCGAACUCGACUCGGAUGGAAGCGGGGAGGUCGAUGUAGACGAGUUCUUGGAAGGAUGCAUGAUGCUGAAGGGCCCCGCAAGGUCCAUUGACGUGGUCAGAAUCAAGAAGGACCUUCUCCGGUUGAGACAAAAAUUGGAUUACCUGUGA